Epithele typhae is the source of this 645-nucleotide messenger RNA. RefSeq names its product glycoside hydrolase family 25 protein. The transcript is spliced from 7 exons. Bases 1 to 645 code for a protein of 214 amino acids. Gene Ontology annotation, biological process: cell wall macromolecule catabolic process; carbohydrate catabolic process; peptidoglycan catabolic process. NCBI's taxonomy places the organism in Eukaryota, Fungi, Basidiomycota, Agaricomycetes, Polyporales, Epitheliaceae. The record is from RefSeq and is a predicted model, not a curated record. Gene Ontology annotation, molecular function: lysozyme activity.
AUGAAGCCCACGCCUGUCUUCCUCGCUUUCGCCGCCGUUCUCUCCAGCACGCUCGCGGCCCCCGCCCCGGCGUCUCCGCCCGAGAAACGGGCGAACCCGCAAGGCGUCGACAUCUCGCACUACCAGGGCACCGUCAACUUCAACACCCUCAAAUCGAACGGCCUCUCCUUCGUGUACAUCAAAGCUACCGAGGGCACUACGUACACGGACCCGAUGUUCAGCACGAACUACGACGGCGCGACGAGCGCGGGCCUCAUCCGCGGCGCGUACCACUUCGCGCACCCGGACACAUCUUCGGGCGCGGUGCAGGCAAAUGCCCCGAGCGGGAACGAGUGCUACGGGCUGAGCGCGUCAGCGAUGGUGUCGUGGAUCAAGGACUUCUCGAACACCUACCACUCUUCCGUGGGCGUCUACCCAGUGAUCUACACCACCACCGACUGGUGGACGUCGUGCACCGGUAACAGCGCGUCCUUCGCGUCCACGAACCCACUCUGGAUCGCCCGCUACUCGUCGAGCAUCGGCACGCUUCCUGCAGGAUGGUCGUACACAACGUUUUGGCAGUACGCUGACUCGGGAGCGAACCCCGGGGACCAGGACGAGUUCAACGGGUCCGCGCAGGGGUUGAAGAAUCUUGCCUUGGGCUAG